Microplitis mediator is the source of this 3921-nucleotide messenger RNA. RefSeq names its product G patch domain-containing protein 2-like. The record is from RefSeq and is a predicted model, not a curated record. The transcript is spliced from 3 exons. Bases 187 to 1497 code for a protein of 436 amino acids. Lineage: Eukaryota; Metazoa; Arthropoda; Insecta; Hymenoptera; Braconidae.
AAAAAAAAAAAACAAAUGAAAUGAACAAGAUUAUUUUUUCUGUUAUCAACUAUAAAAAUGUUAACAACACUUGUUUUAAUCAUAUAAUAUUUUAAAUUUAGCUCAAAAGUGUAACUUUAGACCGACUAUAUUUUAAGCCAGAGUGACUAGAGAAAUAAGUGCUCUUUAUAAGAUAGUAAACUUCCGAUGGAGCGUGUUUUGAAAGCUGUUCCAGUGGAUUUGAGAGUUAAAAUGGAGGCAUUGGUGCAUGAUUUGACAUUAGCACUAGAAGAAAGCAGUAACACAUCAAACAUUAGACGACGUUGGGGUUUGAGAAGGCGAGCACGAUCUACGGGAAAUAUCCGUAAGUCAUCUCUGAAUACGAACAAACACUCAGAUGAUAGCUCAUCUUCUGCCUACGGUGCUCGUAUUCCAAAAGCUUCAUCAGUAUCAAAAUACCAAUCUGAUAGCGAUGAUACUAACAAAACUAAAAGAUUCGCACGAUUUUCAAAUCUUAACAAUAUAAGUAACAUUGAAAGUGAUUCAGUAAAUGAGAAUUUUGUACCGAGAACUAAUACAAAAAGAAAAAGGAAAUUCAAACGAAUGGCUAUUGAUUCUGAUUCAAAUCCAUCAACAUCACAAACAGCUAUUACAUUUAUAGCACAUUCUGUUGGCAAAAAAAAACGUGUUUUUCGUAAUAGCUGUGAAAAUAAAUAUGGUACUAUUUGGUGUGGUAAACGUAAAAGAUCAUGCCGUGAAAGAUCAAUUGAUUGUGAGAUGCUUUCACCAAAACAAUCACGUAAUUCAAAAUCUAAAAAUCGUGCUAAAAGUCAAAGUGAAGAUGCAAUGGAUUGUUCAAGAAUUUCAAGCUCAAGUAUUUCAUCGAGUGAUUCAGAAGCCGGAAUAAUUACAAAUGAUGAAGAUAGAGAAGGUGAUGAUGAGCAAUCAGAUUGGUUUGGUGAUUCAAAUUUAUGGGAUGAAGAUUGUACUGAUGAUAAGGCACCAUCUAAUCCAGCUUUCCAAUCUAUGCUUCAAAGAAAUUUUGAACAUUUAACAGAUGAAGCUAAGAGGAAUUACCGUCAAAGAAUUCAAUGGAUUCGAGAUGGUUUGAGUGGGCGUGAAAUUCGUGCUGGACGACGUCAUGUUGAUAAUAAGCCUGGUUAUUCUAUCAUAACUUCAGCUAAUGAAAAAGUAUCAAGGUUUCUUCAAGAUCCUUCUCAAAGUGAACUUAAAUUACAUCCAAUGCAUCAACCAGAGCGAGAAAAAUUACGAAGGCUGGCAAAUCUUUAUAGUCUUAAUUUGAAAGGUGAUUUAAAUUGUCCUAUUUUGUAUAAAACUCGACAUACAACUCAAGCAAUUUGUGUUGAUCAAGUUUCUUUCAAAAGAUUUUCUGAUUAUAAAAGACUGAGAAGAACUCCACCACAUUCACCAAAUUUUGAAUUAAGAAAAUCAAAUCAUGAAAUUCAAGCAUCAUGUACAAAUGAUCCUAAUCCAACAAUUUUGCCAUCACCAAAUUGAAUCAAUUCAGAUUCUCACAGAAUCAACAACUUAUUGGGGUCCUAAGAGAAUAAAAUAUGAUUUAUAGUUGAAAAAUUUUCAUUUUUAUUCGUAAAAAAUCGAUUGAAUAAUAAUUUUUUUACAUUAAAAUAACUAAUUGUAAAUGAUUUCGAAUUAAUCAAUAGAAUCAAUUUUUAUUUAUAUAUUUAUUUGAAAGAAAAUUUUAUUUGUAUAUUGCUAAAUAAUAACAGCCAAUAUUCAUUAAAAUAACUCAUAAAAAAAUUUUGUCAACCUAAGUUACUCAGUGAAAAUGAGUAAAUACUUUUAAUUACUUUUAAUUAAACUUGUUUGAUAAUUUUUCACAUAUAUCAAUUAUUCGUUGACUGAAAGUUACUUGCUGUCUAUCUUAAUUUAAUUAUUACGUCAAGAUAUUUACAAAUUAUUUCUAAUUACGGCAGAUGAUCUAUGCCCUGUAUUUUAGUGCUCACGAUCGGUUUCCACCUAUGGCUCGUACUAUGAUUUCUAGUCAUUGGCCAUCGUUAGAUCCCACACAUUUCCUUGAGUAACAUAGAUACUAUAUGGGUCAUUCCAUGCCAAAUCGACCACUUUUGAAUCCAACCCUUUGCAAUUUGACUGAAAAUAGUCAAAAUUGAUGAUUAACAUGAAAUUUUUGGCUCAAAUUUUUUUUUUCUUUUAUAAUACCUUGUACUGAUUUUCAGAAAUUCCGAAGCUUUCAAAACUAUAUAUUUUUAUUGCUUUUUUUUUUUUAAAUAUGAAUUUCUGAAUUUUGGUGCAAAAAAAUUUGUAAUAGUUAUACAAAUUAUUUUACAAAAAAAAAGAGAAAUCUCAUCUAAAACAGAUUCUUUGUAAAAAAUUGCGCUAUGUGCAUGUUCAAAAUUUGUCACAUAUUAAAUGGAACAUGAUUUAAAAAAAAAAAAAACGACAAUCACAUCAAGUAACUGGGUUAUUGUAGAGUUAAAGAAAAAAAUUUUUUUUUAAUUAUACCUUGUGGAGCUCGAAAACAUUAUUGUCAAUACGUUUUUGAGCUCUUCAAGCUCAAAAAUAGAAAUGCUGCACAUUCCAUUGCGAAAAUUCAAGUAAUAAACUAUAACAAAAACAAAUAUUGGAGUAAAUUGUUUUUUGUUUUUAUUUAUAUCAACAAUAUUUUCAGAAAUAAUGAUCCGAUUUUGACGUUCAAAAAGCAUUUGACGCAGUUUUUUGACUUCUAACAUUAAUUUUAAAACAUUUGAUAACUAAUAUUAUGAGUUAUUCAGAAUAAAUGAUGUAAAUUGUUAUUUUUCUUAUUGUUAAUCACCAAUAUCUUUUAAAAUAAUGAAUUGAUUUUGACGUUCAAGGUGACAUUCGACGCAGCUUUUCAAUCAUUAACGUUCAAAAAAACACCGUCGUCAAUUAGUUCAUCUAUUUAGAUUUUAUUAGAAAAAAAAAAACACUUUUUCGCAAUUCUUUUGACAGCUGUUUCUCUUGAACGUAUUUACCGAUUUUGAUAGUUGAGGCAGCAUUCGAAGCGGCUUAUAAAGUUUUAGAGCUGAUUAGAUUUGGGAAUUGAUCCAUCAAGUACAUUACAAGUUAUAAAAAAAAAAAAACAAUUUUGAAAAAAUUUUAUUUUUGAAAUAUCUCUGAACGUACCUUACCGAUUAUACUCAAUUUCUCAAAAAGUGUUGGAAUUAAUGAGCCGCUUCGAACGCGACAUCAAAAAGCCAAAUCGGUUCAUCCGUUCAAAAGUUACAGAAUAUUUACAUACAUGCAUACGUACGUGCAUACACACAUACAUCAUCUCGAAAUUAGGCAGAAUAGCUUCUUAGAAUCUCAAAACGUCAAGAUUUGGUAGAAAAUCGAUUUUCGAAAAUCGGACCGAAACCAAUAACUUACCUUUUUUUUUUAAUAUUUUCAAUUUUUUUAUUCAUUCAAAAAUCAAAUUAUUAAUUAAUUAAUAUCAUGGAUCUUUGAUGUCAUUUUUAUUGACCAGUUGUCUAAUUGCAUUCCAAUCGAUAAAUUCUUCAUGUUUGUCAUAUAAUUUAGGCUGCUUAGGGAUUGAUCGUGAAAGUUUUUAGAAUUGGAAUUACAAAUGCUAGAAAUAAAUUCACUUCUAAAAUACAAGUGAUAAAUAUUAACUGUUGACAUAAUUAAAGUCCCAGUAUCAUACAUUCAAAAAAUUAUGUCUCAUUUAGUUUCUUUUUUAAAUAUUUUGAUUCAUACUAAAUCCAGCGAUUUUUUUUAUUAUUAAAAUUUUAUUUUUUUUUUUUAUAUGAAGUGUUGACUUAAUUCAAAUAAGCACCUUAAUUAAACGUUUCAGUUUAAGUGUCUCGGUUGUUGCAAUUUCAAAAUUAUUCAAGUCAUUGAAGUAUUGUAAAAUUAUAUUUUUACAUUCUUUCAUUAACUUAAAAAAAAAAUAUUAUCAAUACUUAAAAUAAUGAAUAGGUCUCU